Messenger RNA from Penicillium cataractarum, 864 nucleotides. Its product is annotated as formyltetrahydrofolate deformylase. Bases 1 to 864 code for a protein of 287 amino acids. Gene Ontology annotation, molecular function: formyltetrahydrofolate deformylase activity. NCBI's taxonomy places the organism in Eukaryota, Fungi, Ascomycota, Eurotiomycetes, Eurotiales, Aspergillaceae. Gene Ontology annotation, biological process: 'de novo' IMP biosynthetic process. The record is from RefSeq and is a predicted model, not a curated record. The transcript has a single exon.
AUGGCCCCCAGCUUCAUCCUUACCCUUUCGGGCCCCGAUCGCCCGGGCAUCGUCCAUGCCGUCACGGCCUUCCUCGUCCAGCACAACCUGAACAUCGUCGAUUCCUCUCAAUUCGGCGACCUGACCUCUAAGCGCUUCUUCAUGCGCGUGCAGUUUGUGCCUGCCUCCGAGACUGAUGAGGUCCCCGAACUCGAGAAGCUGUGCGCUGCCUUCGAGUCCACCGCACAGUCCUUCUCCAUGGACUUUGAGAUCCACCCCACCACCCAGAAGCCCCGCGUGAUGAUCAUGGUCUCCAAGAUUGGCCACUGCCUGAACGACCUGCUCUUCCGCCAGUCCACCGGCCAGCUUAACAUUGAGGUCCCUUUGAUCGUCUCCAACCACCCCGACUUCGCCGCCCUGGCUGCCACUUAUAACAUCCCCUUCAUGCACCUUCCCGUCACUGCCGCUACCAAGGCCGAGCAGGAGGCUCGUAUCUUGGAGCUGGUUAAGGAAUACGAGAUUGACUUGAUCGUGUUAGCCCGCUAUAUGCAGGUCCUGUCGCCGAAGCUGUGUGAGGCCAUGUCUGGACGUAUCAUCAACAUCCACCACAGUUUCUUGCCUUCCUUCAAGGGCGCCAAGCCCUACCACCAGGCCUAUGACCGUGGUGUGAAGAUUAUCGGCGCGACUGCCCACUUUGUCACCAGCGACCUCGAUGAGGGUCCCAUCAUCGAGCAGAACGUCGUGCGUGUGAACCACGGCAUGAGCCCUAAGGAGCUCACCCACGCCGGUAGUAACGUUGAGAGCAACGUGCUCGCUGCUGCCGUGAAGUAUGUCACCGAGCGCCGUGUGCUGCUCAACGGACACAAGACCGUUGUGUUCAACUAA